GAAUAUGAAACAGAGAAAUCACCAGAAUUUAAUUCAUUAAUUCAAAUAAAAUCUCAAAUUUUCUCCUCCGGAGAUAUCUAAGAUAUUAUAGGCGAUGGAACUGAGGAGAAAAUUGUGCAUUGUGGUUGCAGUUUUCGUAAUUGUGAUCGAAUUUGCAUCAGGCAAUUUCGUGUUUAAGGUACAACACAAGUUCGCAGGGAAAGAGAAGAAGCUCGAGCAUUUCAAGUCUCAUGACACGCGCCGCCACUCUCGGAUGCUCGCUUCCAUUGAUCUCCCUUUAGGGGGAGACAGCCGCGUAGACUCUGUCGGUUUAUACUUCACUAAAAUCAAGCUCGGGUCGCCACCAAAAGAAUAUCAUGUACAAGUUGAUACAGGAAGUGAUAUACUUUGGGUCAAUUGCAAGCCGUGUCCCAAAUGUCCCUCAAAAACUAAUUUGAAUUUCCAUUUAUCAUUGUUCGACAUGAAUGCUUCCUCGACUUCGAAGAAGGUUGGUUGUGAUGAUGAUUUUUGCUCUUUCAUUUCGCAAUCGGAUAGCUGUCAACCCGCUGUCGGAUGUAGUUAUCACAUUGUCUAUGCGGAUGAGAGUACAAGUGAAGGUAACUUUAUAAGGGACAAGUUAACUCUAGAACAAGUUACUGGAGAUCUUCAAACCGGACCACUUGGUCAAGAAGUUGUAUUCGGGUGUGGAAGUGAUCAAUCUGGACAACUUGGGAAGAGUGACUCAGCAGUUGAUGGUGUUAUGGGUUUUGGACAAUCAAAUACCUCUGUCCUUUCACAACUAGCUGCCACGGGCGAUGCGAAAAGAGUUUUUUCGCAUUGCUUAGAUAAUGUUAAAGGAGGUGGGAUUUUUGCUGUUGGUGUUGUGGAUUCUCCCAAAGUUAAAACAACCCCUAUGGUACCUAAUCAGAUGCAUUACAAUGUAAUGUUGAUGGGAAUGGAUGUGGAUGGAACUGCUCUUGACCUUCCACCAAGUAUUUUGAGGAACGGAGGAACCAUUGUUGAUAGUGGUACAACUUUGGCUUACUUUCCAAAGGUUCUUUAUGACUCCCUAAUAGAAACGAUUCUUGCUCGUCAACCUGUAAAACUUCACAUAGUAGAGGACACCUUCCAAUGUUUCAGCUUCAGUGAAAACAUUGAUGAGGCGUUCCCACCAGUAAGUUUUGAGUUUGAGGACUCUGUCAAACUUACCGUUUAUCCGCAUGAUUAUCUUUUCACACUUGAGAAAGAGUUGUACUGCUUUGGGUGGCAAGCUGGUGAACUGACAACUGAUGAAAGAACAGAAGUGAUUCUCUUAGGAGACUUGGUGCUCUCGAACAAGUUAGUAGUAUACGAUUUGGAAAACGAGGUGAUCGGAUGGGCAGAUCAUAACUGUUCAUCAAGCAUCAAAGUAAAAGACGGAUCAGGAGGAGUAUACUCGGUUGGCGCAGACAAUCUUUCCUCGGCUCCUCCUUUUUUGACGAUCGGAAAGCUUCUUACAAUUUUGUCAACAUUGAUCGCAAUGGCUUUACUUCAUUAGCAUAGUAAAAAGAGAGACCAUUC
Messenger RNA from Arabidopsis arenosa, 1539 nucleotides. Lineage: Eukaryota; Viridiplantae; Streptophyta; Magnoliopsida; Brassicales; Brassicaceae. The record is from the annotation of a GenBank genome assembly.